Messenger RNA from Porites lobata, 1236 nucleotides. Lineage: Eukaryota; Metazoa; Cnidaria; Anthozoa; Scleractinia; Poritidae. The record is from the annotation of a GenBank genome assembly.
GUUGUGAAAGAAGUAAGAAGGUUGCAAGUCGCCUUGGAACACACCCUCUUACAAGAAAACUUAGUUGAACUGGAAGAACACGAUGACAUCGCUUAACAACACGUCUGUUGUCAGUGGAACGUCUGAAAACUACGGAGUGAUCCAAUACCAGGAAACUCUACCCCUGCGUAUUUUUCGUCAUACCUUGUUCACACUGAUCAUCUUGGCCAGCUUGAUCGGUAACUCGGUCGUUUGUAAAGCAAUAUGGAGAGCGCCUCACCGCAAGCCGUUUUCAUACCAUCUCGUUGCCAACAUGGCCUUUGCAGAAAUCGUCAACUCUCUCUGCUUACCGAUCAUGUACGUCUGGCAGUUUGAAAAAGGAAACAAGAAUGUUGUCAUCCGCGAUAUCUGGUGCGUUGACAAUCCCAUCCAAGUUAUUUCAUUGAUGGUAGUAACUCAUUCGCUGGCAGGGCUCGCGUUCUACCGCUACCGAGUGCUCAUCAAUCCUAUCCAAAGACCUGUAUCUGGGAAAGUGAAGACUGUGAUCUUUUCCUGUUUGUGGCUUGUUUCUACUGCUGUCUGUGUGCCCAUAUUCGUUAUUCAAAACAGGUUCGUAGGUGGCCAUUGUGAAUGGCAUCCUGUUGGGAAUGGCUCUGCCUAUUUGCUCGUGUUAUUCACCCUGAAUUAUGCCCUACCCUACUUGGUCAUGCUAGCAUCUUACGGAGCGGUAGCGUGGAACCUAAGACAGCGAAUUGGCCAAAACACCUCCCAUGCUCGCAGUAACUCGGUCAUCCCUUCCUCAGUUGCACCCCUAGAACUCCACACCAACUAUCGGAGGAGAGAAACAACGACGCCAGAAGAACACCGACCAGGCCUAGUCUUAAUAGACGUGAAUAACCGUAGAUGCACCAAGCCAGAAAACACCAGUGAAGCCGAGCAAGAUUUGCUGAAGAUGAUAUUUGCGAUAAUUCUAAUAUUUGUGAUUUGUUAUUUCCCAUAUCAAGCCGUGUUUUUGUGGGAAAGAUUAGCUGAUGUAAACGAGUGGAAAUUUCGGUAUCAUAGCCUAAUGCGAAGGUAUAUUUUUAUAUUAAUUUGUUUGCCAAGUGCUUUGCAUCCUGUGUGUUACGGAACAAUGAACGGCUUUUAUGCUAAGGCAUUCUCUAAGAUGUUUCUUUGCAAAUCCUAAAAUCCUAACCAUGUUUCUUUUUUAUUUUCUUUUGGAGUAUGAUUUAAAGAAAGUUUUAUUUUUAAUAGCUG